Molecule: messenger RNA, 774 nt
Organism: Symbiodinium sp. CCMP2592
Lineage: Eukaryota; Dinophyceae; Suessiales; Symbiodiniaceae
Source: the annotation of a GenBank genome assembly
AUGUCCGAAGGCAUCAUACCUGCCACGGAUGUGGAUGGCGUCAUCGAAACGCUGCUUUCUCUGGUGGAGGAGUCGGCGGAGGCCAAAAAUCCGAACGGCUUGUUCUACGCCCUGUACACGCAGGUCACCCGCGCCGUCAAGGCGGGUCUCCAGGAGAACCGCUUUGACGACUCUGCGCGGAUGGAGCGCUUGGAUGUCGCCUUCGCGAACAUCCUGUUCCAGGCCGUGUCGCGGCACCGAGCGGGAACUUCGGUCACCCAGAGCUGGGGAUUCUUCUUCGGCGUGGCAUCCAUCCGGGGACUCACGGCGGCGCAGCACAUGCUGCUCGGCGUCGGACCGCAUAUUCUCCACGACCUGGCGUUGGCAACUGCCCAGGUGAUUCCCGAGGGCGAAAUCGACGGCUUCCAAGCGGAUUUCAAUAGGAUCAACGACAUCCUCGAAAAGGUCCUGGACCAGACCGAGACGAUCCUGGGCACGAAGAGCUGCGGCAUGCGCUUUGUGGACUGGUUCCUAUGUCGCGGUGACGAGUGGGCGGCCAUGUCUGCGCUGAAGUUGUUCCGUGAUGAGGCGUUUCAAGGCGCGCGGCGGCUGCAGAAGGUUUCCGGCGCGGACAGGGCGAGGGUGGAACGUGACCUCGACACCAUGGCCUUGGACUUUUGCAAGCUGGCCGCUGCGCCGGUGACUUCCUGCGCUCUCUGCGAGGUGGGCGUCCCGGAAGCCAAGGAGUUCCCGAGCUUGAUGCGGGCAUUUGUACAAAUGCGAGUGGCGGCUUAG